GGGAGCAGCUGGGGGCUGGCAGGAGCCCACAGCAUCCGCUGAGGCCCAGGCCUGGGCUGCCCCCAGGACUCCAGGCCUGGCAUGGUUCAGGAGCCCAUGGGAAACUGUGCCAAGCGGCCUCGACACCGGGGCCCUAAGGACCACUGGCAGUGGCCCAGCUCCCCCCCAGGGGGCUCCCGCCACAGCCCUGGCCCCGGCCCCGGCCCUGAGGAGCAGGGGGGCCCAGGGCCGGGCAUCCAGGGCUACUCGGUGCUCAACAGCCUGGUGGGGCCCGCCUGCAUCUUCCUGCGGCCCAGCAUCGCCGCCACCCAGCUCGACCGGGAGCUGCGGCCCGAGGAGAUCGAAGAGCUGCAGGUGGCCUUCCAGGAGUUUGACCGAGACCGGGACGGCUACAUCGGCUACCGGGAGCUGGGCGCCUGCAUGCGGACGCUGGGCUACAUGCCCACCGAGAUGGAGCUCAUUGAGAUUUCACAGCAAAUCAGUGGUGGAAAGGUGGACUUUGAAGACUUUGUGGAGCUGAUGGGCCCCAAGCUGCUGGCAGAGACGGCAGACAUGAUUGGCGUCAGGGAGCUACGGGACGCCUUUCGGGAGUUUGACACCAACGGGGACGGCUGCAUCAGCUUGGCUGAGCUGCGCGCAGCCCUCAAGGCCCUGCUGGGGGAGCGCCUCAGCCAGCGGGAGGUGGACGAGAUCCUCCAUGACAUUGACCUCAACGGGGACGGCCUGGUGGACUUUGAAGAGUUUGUGCGAAUGAUGUCUCGCUGA
This is a messenger RNA of Odobenus rosmarus divergens (Pacific walrus), 765 nucleotides long. RefSeq names its product calcium binding protein 2 (gene CABP2). The transcript is spliced from 7 exons. Gene Ontology annotation, molecular function: calcium ion binding. The record is from RefSeq and is a predicted model, not a curated record. Lineage: Eukaryota; Metazoa; Chordata; Mammalia; Carnivora; Odobenidae. The coding region runs from base 82 to 765 and encodes 227 amino acids.